GACUAACGUUAGAUCAUUCCCAUGACGCGUAUGGACGAUUGACAGAUUAGCAAUGACACGAUUGGUCGCGUACCUAACUUACUCGAGCAGUUAAUCGACAGCGUUCACGAGCUGAUCUUUAAUGUAAUCCGUUUUUUCUAAAUUGAGUUACAGCUGUCUUGUUUCAUUACAAGAUUGACUUAUCUGUGUCUGAUCAAUGUGUAAUGUUUAAUACGGUGAACUUAAGUGGUCGUCUGCAAUUCGAGGCACCUGUGGCUGUGCCUUUUUGUUGUAAACACUAAAACAACCAUCAGGAAUACCCGACGGACCAUGGAAGGAGGCAUAUUGCAAAGUCCAGAUACUACUCUGGACAGAUCCGACGAUGAGAUCGCUCUACAAGGAUUCUGCAGUCCUAAAAAGGCACCAUACAGGUUUCUCGGACUAGCAUUGAUGUGCCUCUUAGGCUUCGGUUCGUAUUUCUGUUUUGACAAUCCUGGAGCUUUACAGGAUAAUUUCAAAACUGAUCUACAUAUGUCCACUAGCAAAUUCGUUUGGCUUUAUUCAAUUUACUCCUGGCCGAACGUGGUUCUCUGUUUCAUUGGUGGAUUUUUGUUGGAUAGUGUCUUCGGUGUACGUUUAGGCACAGUUAUAUACAUGGGACUCACUUUAAUUGGACAGAUAAUAUUUGCAACAGGAGCUAUGGUCAAUACAUUUUGGGUGAUGAUGCUUGGACGUUUUAUUUUCGGUAUUGGUGCAGAAUCAUUAGCUGUUGCUCAGAACAGUUAUGCUGUUCUAUGGUUCAAGGGAAAGGAACUCAAUAUGGUAUUUGGUUUGCAAUUGAGUUUUGCAAGAGUUGGAUCCACUAUCAAUUUUUUGGUAAUGGAACCAAUCUACAAUUAUGUGUCCCAAUAUUACAAAGGUCCAGAGUGUAUUGGCAUAGUUCUCUUUCUUGCUACUCUCACACUUGUGGGUUCUAUGAUCUGUGCAUGUGUAUUGGGUAUCAUGGAUAAGCGUGCUGAGAGAUUACUGAGAAGAGGAGAGGGACAAGAAGCUAAAACUGUUAGUUUAACAGAUGUUAAAGAUUUCAAGCCAAUAUUUUGGUUAAUUGCUUUCAUUUGCAUUGCUUAUUAUGUCGCAAUAUUCCCGUUCAUCGCCUUAGGAAAAGUAUUCUUUGAACGGAAAUACGCUUACGAACCAACAAAUGCAAAUACAGUUAAUUCUCUUGUAUAUUCCAUAUCAGCUAUCGCAUCUCCGAUUUUGGGAUAUCUGGUCGAUAAAACUGGGAAAAACGUUUCAUGGGUAUUUAUAAGUAUUUUAGCAACGAUAGUAGCUCAUGGACUACUCGCAUUCACGUAUGUGAAUCCUUAUAUCUGCAUGAUUCUUAUGGGAAUAGCAUACUCUAUGCUUGCUAGUAGUUUAUGGCCAUUGAUUGCUCUUGUUAUCCCAGAAUACCAGCUUGGUACUGCUUAUGGAAUCGCGCAGGCUGUACAAAAUCUGGGUUUAGCAGUAGUUUCAAUAUUAGCGGGCAUAAUUGUCGACCGAGGUGGUUACUUCAUCCUUGAGAUGUUUUUCUUAACUUGGUUAUGGAUUUCGUUGAUAACUUCUAUUGCAAUCUGGGUGUCAGAUAUAGCGACAAGCGGUGGUUAUCUAAAUAUGACACCAGGUCAAAGAGAAAAAUAUGCGGAAAUUCGACGUACACCGGAAAGUCUCGAAAGGGAAAAAUUAUUACCUCCGGAAUCUACUUCAGAUUUGUCAACUGAUGAUCUUUUACAGCCGCAAUCUGAUAUCAGCAUAAGAAAUCGCUAUCUUGCUCGUAUUGGAGGAAUGGUACCUCCUAAUGUCAAACCGACGAUCUAUCGACCAUUACGAUGAUGAAUUUCAUUUAGAAUUAAAUUUGGAAAAGAAAUAGUUAUGUUCGUUUAAAAUCUCGUUAAAAAGAUUUGCUCACUGUGUCUUCCUCUCACAUAGCAUUAAUCUGUGAUAAUUUUUUAAUUGAUAUGUUGAAAGCCAAGUACGAAUCAUUUUUAACAAGUCGACAAAUAGAUUUUUAAUUGAUAGUUUAUAAACGUCGACGAGUUGACAAAUGACAAAUCUAUAUAUCAUUUAGUUUAGCAUUAACUGUAACUAUAAAUUUUAAUCGUAAUACAACUUAUUAAGUACAAUGGAGCAGCAUGUUUAUAAUACAAAUAAAUCAAGAAUUAUUUUCUACCUCUUGUUUAAACAGAAUAUAUAUAUAUAUGUAAAGAUGUUUAAUUACUUAUUUUUUAUGAUACGUAAUAAGUUGUAACAUGUAAGCAUAAUGUUUGAACAAAAAAGAAAAUUUAUGCAACUGUCUGUAUAUGGCUUUCUUUUGUAGCUACUAAUGCUAAUUUAAUAUAUAAUGUACAAUUUAUUUUAUAUCGAAAGCUUAGCAAUUGUGAAAUCCAAAAAAGGUUCAUAAAUAGCUUUUUAUGCUGUAUGAUAAAAGACAAAAUGAAAUUUUCAUA
Molecule: messenger RNA, 2465 nt
Organism: Osmia lignaria (orchard mason bee)
Lineage: Eukaryota; Metazoa; Arthropoda; Insecta; Hymenoptera; Megachilidae
Product: lysosomal dipeptide transporter MFSD1
Biological process (GO): transmembrane transport
Cellular component (GO): lysosome
Molecular function (GO): transmembrane transporter activity
Source: RefSeq, a predicted model, not a curated record